AUGUCGACUCCACUUCAUGGUGACUGCAUGCACGUCGUUGUGGACCUCUGUGCCACAGAGCUCUUAGUGGCAGGAGGAAUAAAUUCUGAUGAGUGUGAAUAUGUAUCAAGAGAACAGAUAAUAUCAGAGGAGUUGGACGCCAGUACUGUGAAUUCUCUGGAAGAAAUGCCAUUUAUUACUAUAGAUAUAAAAGAUGAUUGUGAAAUCACUGAUGCACCUCAAAUACAUUCGAAGACAGAUGAAGAAAAUGAGUGGAACAGGAAAGAUCAAAUGAAGAAGAAGAAGAAGAAGAAGAAAUAUAAAGAUUAUCAGCCCAACUAUUUUUUAUCCAUUCCAAUCACCAACAAAGAGAUUAUAAAAGGAAUGAAGAUCCUGCAAAAUGAAGUAAUACAACAGGAUAAGCGGUUGGCUCAAGCAAUGGUCGGAGAUGGUUCAUUUCAUAUUACUCUGCUAGUGAUGCAGUUGUUAAAUGAAGAUGAAGUUAAUAUGGGCAUUGAUGCACUUUUGGAGUUAAAACCAUUAAUAGAAGAAAUCCUCCAAGGAGAACAUCUGAUUUUACCUUUUCAAGGAGUUGACACUUUCAGAAAUCAGAUUGGAUUUGUAAAGCUGGCAGAAGGAGAUCACUUAAAGCCUCUUCUGGAGAUAGCAGAGGUGGCAAAACAGACAUUUCAAGCAAAAGGCAUCUUAGCAGGAGAGAGCAGAAGUUUUAAACCUCAUUUGACCUUCAUGAAAUUGUCAAAAGCACCCUGGCUCCAUAAGAAUGGAGUGAAAAGAAUAGACCCUGAAUUCUAUGAAAAAUUUAUCAGUCACAAAUUUGGAGAAGAAAUAUUAUAUCGCAUAGACCUUUGUUCAAUGGAGAAGAAAAAGCAAAGCAAUGGUUAUUAUCAUUGUGAAUCUUCAAUUACCAUUGGUGGAAAGAGCGGUGGUGAGCCCGAUGAUGCCGAACUGGUAAGGCUCAGUAAGAGGCUGGUGGAGAACGCAGUGCUCAAGGCUGUCCAACAGUAUCUGGAAGAAACACAGAACAAAAGCAAGCCGGGGGAUGGGAGCCUUGUGAAGCCCGAAGAAACGGAAAGGAAUGUCAGUGACAGUGACAACAACAGGAAAUGA
Molecule: messenger RNA, 1107 nt
Organism: Elephantulus edwardii (Cape elephant shrew)
Lineage: Eukaryota; Metazoa; Chordata; Mammalia; Macroscelidea; Macroscelididae
Gene: AKAP7
Product: A kinase (PRKA) anchor protein 7
Exons: 8
Coding region: 1-1107 (368 amino acids)
Cellular component (GO): cytosol
Molecular function (GO): protein kinase A regulatory subunit binding
Source: RefSeq, a predicted model, not a curated record